Messenger RNA from Xenopus laevis (African clawed frog), 579 nucleotides. It is a transcript of the gene gnrh1.L, whose product is annotated as gonadotropin releasing hormone 1 L homeolog. NCBI's taxonomy places the organism in Eukaryota, Metazoa, Chordata, Amphibia, Anura, Pipidae. Gene Ontology annotation, cellular component: extracellular region. Gene Ontology annotation, biological process: signal transduction. The record is from RefSeq and is a predicted model, not a curated record. Gene Ontology annotation, molecular function: gonadotropin hormone-releasing hormone activity; hormone activity; gonadotropin-releasing hormone receptor binding. The transcript has 4 exons. The coding region runs from base 258 to 527 and encodes 89 amino acids.
AGCUCUUUGCGUCUUAUGACCUCUGCAUCUAAAUGCAGUAGUUACUAAUGGCUUUUAACAAUAACAAUCCAUUUUCAAAAUCUUUAAAUGGAGUGUGCCCCCUGCUGGCUAGAUUAAUGGGGAUUAAACAGCAGGAGAGGCUCUUUCCCCGAGAAGCCUGUGUUUGUACACAUAUAUAAAUACAGGGAGAAGGCUGGAGAGGCAGAUACAGGAGCUGGAGCCAGAAGCACUGGGCAUAACCACAUACAGACAGCAGGAUGAAAGCCUUUCCCACCUUUGCUCUUCUGUUCCUGGUCCUCCUGUUUUCUGCCCACGUUAGUGAUGCCCAGCACUGGUCCUAUGGUCUCCGGCCUGGAGGGAAGAGGGACACUGAAAGUCUCCAGGACAUGUACCAUGAGACACCCAAUGAGGUUGCCUUGUUCCCGGAACUCGAGCGUCUGGAAUGUUCCGUCCCCCAAAGCAGACUCAACGUACUGAGAGGAGCGCUGAUGAACUGGCUGGAAGGAGAGAACAGAAAGAAGAUCUGAUAAUGGCAGAGCCACAAGAGGAAGAUGAUUAAAUAAAUGCAGACUAAAGCGA